GUAUAUGUGAUUUAUUUCUGAUGCAAUAUAAAUUACUUUAUUUAUUUCGAUUUAUUUUAAGUAACCAAUGAAGGAAUUUCUGAUCGGAUUUUCAUCCGAAUUACAGCGCAAUAGAUUUUAUUCAAUACAUGCUGAUUUUACCUUUUUUAAAGGAAAACGAUUCUUUAAAUUUGAGCGCCUAUCAAUUGAGAUAAGAAAGACAGGAGGGGAAUUUACUUCGCUUGUGCCGGAAUUAUGACAGCUUAGUGAAAUAUGAAGUCAAAAUCUCUAAAGUCAACGCAAGAGAUUUCUUCAAAAGGUUACCGACAUCAAGCGGAAAGGGAAGAGAAGUAGAAAUCAAAGACAACACAGCCACAGUAGCAGCUAGGUAAAUAUAGAGACGGAAAGUUGAAAGGAAACGCGAAAAAGCUGAAAGAUGUUGGCGAAAAGUUGUUGAUCUCUUCCGAGAGAAGUCAGUAUUAAUGAAAUACUUUUCAAAGCAGGAAGCCAGAUUACAUAAAGCCGAAGACCCCACACUCUGUGACGUUUGUAUUGGAUCCUCAGAAGUAUUAAAAGUGGAGAAGGAUUAAGUAGAAAAGGCAAUGGAGACGAACUCUAGUGAAAAUCCAAGUAUCAAUUCAAGGUCAAAACUUUCCGAAGAUCAGUCCUUAAAAACACUUCGAACCAUUUCCUACAUAUUCAUCUGCAUUAUCGGAGCUCUUGGGAAUCUUCUGGUCAUGUUGGCGACGAGAAAACGUCGAAUGCGGAACGUCACAAAUCAGUUUAUUGCCAACUUAGCGCUUGCAGAUUUCACUGUGUGUGUGAUCACCAUUCCUAUAUCAUUGGUGUACACGAACCUAGGCCAUUGGCCUUUUCGAUCGUGGCUGUGCAAAACAAUGCCUUAUCUACAAGGGAUCACAGUCUCAGCCUCUGUGGGCACUUUGGUAGCUAUUGCGAGUGACAGAUUUAUUGUUAUUGUAUUCCCCACAAAGAGGAAAUUCAGAAUAUCAAGAACUUGGAUAACGGUUGUUGCGAUAUGGCUUUUAUCUGCUGCUGUCGCCUUUCCUGUUCAUCUGUAUAGCGAGGUGACGCGGGAAAUGGGCGACGGAUUAAAUGUCACAAGUUGCAUUGAGGUAUGGCCUUCGCAAGAUGGACGAAAAACAUACGCGUUGCUUCUCUUUUUAGUACUAUUUUUGCUCCCCAUGACGGCUAUCUCGCUAAUGUAUGCAGCCAUCAUCUACAAGCUGAGAACGCUGCACCCAACACAGGAAGUGACGAUGCGAACUCACAAGAAGCUGGUGCGCAUGCUCGUCGUCGUCAUUGUCACGUUUGCAGUUUGUUGGAUUCCAUAUCACGUGACAUUUCUAUAUUUGGACAAAUCCGACUACAUCACGACAGAGGCGAUGAAUGCCAUGGUAUUGUUCUCACAAUGGCUCAUGUACACCAACAGCUGUCUUAACCCUAUCAUUUACAUCCUCUACAAUGCAAACUAUAGAAGAGAGUUCUGGAAAAUUGUGACUUGUGAUGGAUGCGGCGAAAAUGGAUAAGGAAACCCAUCACAGGCCCUUACGCAGGAUUUUUCUUGGGGAGGGGGGGUGCGAAAUGCGAAAAAUGAUUUUCUGUGUG
Messenger RNA from Nematostella vectensis (starlet sea anemone), 1605 nucleotides. Its product is annotated as prolactin-releasing peptide receptor. The transcript is spliced from 3 exons. Gene Ontology annotation, molecular function: neuropeptide Y receptor activity. Gene Ontology annotation, cellular component: membrane. The record is from RefSeq and is a predicted model, not a curated record. Lineage: Eukaryota; Metazoa; Cnidaria; Anthozoa; Actiniaria; Edwardsiidae. Gene Ontology annotation, biological process: G protein-coupled receptor signaling pathway. The coding region runs from base 582 to 1526 and encodes 314 amino acids.